This is a messenger RNA of Daphnia pulex (common water flea), 1992 nucleotides long. Its product is annotated as liver carboxylesterase 1-like. Bases 48 to 1838 code for a protein of 596 amino acids. NCBI's taxonomy places the organism in Eukaryota, Metazoa, Arthropoda, Branchiopoda, Diplostraca, Daphniidae. The record is from RefSeq and is a predicted model, not a curated record. The transcript is spliced from 14 exons.
CGAAAGAAGGUACGGGACUACGAAGGAUUUCGUACUGGUAAGCAGACAUGAAAUUCGCGGCCUUGUGUGUUUUGGCUGUAGCCUACUUUGCUGCACCAUGUUACUCCGAACCCUUCAUCAUGGAACUGCCUGGCUAUGCAAAGGCUGUUAUGGGUGGCUAUGGAAACCUUAGCACGUCCUGGUACGAACCCCGGAAACCAUUUUAUUCUUUCCGUUAUUUCCAUUACGCCGCCAAGCCCACUUAUGAGACUCGAUUCCAGCCUCCAAUCCCUUCAAAUUAUCCUUAUCCGGAUGAUGAAAUCUACAACUCAAUCGAUUUGCCACCAGGAUGUGCCCAAAGCAGCCAAGGAUUAGAAGAUUGUCUUAUCCUCAGUGUUUACACGCCUAACUUUCCAGGAAAUGCUUCUGACCCUACAACUACUUUUGACAACUUGUUACCCGUCAUGGUUUGGAUCCACGGUGGUUCCUUCUCAUACGGUCAAAGUAUCAUUUAUGAACCAAACACCUUCAUGGCACAUGAUGUCGUUAUGGUUGUUAUUCAAUAUCGUCUUGGUCCUCUUGGAUACCUGUCGCUGGACACGGAAGAAAUUCCCGGAAAUGCUGGCAUGGCUGAUCAAGUUGAGGCAUUGCGUUGGGUCCAGAAAUUCAUCAAAUAUUUUGGUGGAGACAAAGACAAAGUCACUAUCGUUGGAGAAAGUGCCGGAGCAGCCAGUGUGGGCUUCCUACUUCUUGCUCCUCAAUCAAAAGAAGAAAAACUGUUUAGAUACGCAAUUGCUGAAUCUGGGUCUAUGCUGACUGAUUGGGCUCUCGAUCGCAAUGCCACUAAACACGGAUAUCGAAUUGCCGAACUGGCCGGAUGCCCACUUGCACCCUACGCCGACUUGUUGCACUGUUUGCGAAGCAUUGACCCAGUAGCUUUGCGCAGAGCACAGGGUGAUUAUUCGAAUGAAGACGAAAGAAAUGGCGGAUUGGGUUUCGGAGGUUCCUCUCCCGUCAUUCAGGUCGCCGGAAAAGAUCGUUACCUAACAGAUGAACCAAGGAAGCUGAUCGAAAGUGGCAAUUACCAUACGGAAGCUCACAUCAUGUUUGGCGCUAAUGAAGGCGAAGGCAUUAUGGCUUUCGACAUGAUGUUGGAUGGAUACAUUAAAGCAAACGGCUUGCUAGAAGACACCGACUUUUUCAAAUUUGACGUUGUCAGAAUCAUUCUCGGCGCAUUAAAUGUUCGUGAUGACACCAGCGCACUGUCAGAUGCUAUGACUGCCAAGUAUCUUGGAUACGCCGUUGAUUCGUGCCAAAUGGGAAAUUACACCGCUAUGAUUAACGGUUUGAUUGAUAUUUGUGGUGCCCUUUUUUUGAAAGCCGGUGGAUGGCAAACCGUAAUGCUUCACACCAAGUAUAAUCCCCACGCUUAUUGGUACUCGUUUGACUUUUUCGGUAAAGUCAGCUUGAUUGGUGCCGACGAAACUCUUCCCCGAGGUGUGAUGCACGCUGACGAAAUUAUGUACCUGUUCACCAUGCCGAUUCCUCACAACGAAACGGAAAUCGAGUUUUCAAAAAAAAUGAUCGAAGUGUGGACUACAUUCGCCACAUACGGGGAACCUACACCUGAGGGAGUGACUAUGAGAGAAGGCAUUCCGAACUGGCCGGCAUACACCAAUGAGAAGAAAGAAUUCAUGGCAAUCAAUAAAUAUUGGGCUGUCAAGCACGACUACUCAUUGUAUUACACGAUUACGGUGGACAAGGCGGGUCCGAGAACUGUCAGCCCAGAAACCGCGGAAGAAUGUGCAAGCACCUAUUGGAAAUCCAAGAGAGAGAGACGCAAUAAGAUGAAGAAUUGAGUUAUCUGACGCAAAAACACGGCCGCAAAAUAUCUGCAACAAAUUCUUUUCACAAGAGAAAUAUAUGUUGCAUAUGCCAGACGAAUUCCUAUUACAAUUUUAUUAUCCAUGGUGAUACAGCCUAUUUCAAAAUAAACGAAAUUAAAAGUGAAAA